AUGGAGCGCUGGAUCCGCGAGGCGGAUCUCGAUGGUCUCAAUAUUGGCUAUGUGACCACGCCAGGGACGUUUGAGGAUUUGAUUGACCUUGUACUUCCCGAGUUAAGGAAGCGUGGCCUUUAUCCAGAGCCUUCGCUCCAAUCGAAUGAGCCGCUUGCUCUGCGGGAGAAGGUGUAUGGGAAGGGCGAAAAGGAGCUCAGAGGCGACCAUUCAGGCAGCAAGUAUAAAUUCGAUGUGUACGAAGAGGAUGCACCAUAUGGUGGGAAUUCCGGAGUUGUUUAG
This is a messenger RNA of Penicillium maclennaniae, 282 nucleotides long. RefSeq names its product Nitrilotriacetate monooxygenase component A/pristinamycin IIA synthase subunit A. Lineage: Eukaryota; Fungi; Ascomycota; Eurotiomycetes; Eurotiales; Aspergillaceae. The transcript has a single exon. The record is from RefSeq and is a predicted model, not a curated record. Gene Ontology annotation, molecular function: oxidoreductase activity, acting on paired donors, with incorporation or reduction of molecular oxygen. The coding region runs from base 1 to 282 and encodes 93 amino acids.